This is a messenger RNA of Physella acuta, 1764 nucleotides long. Its product is annotated as hepatitis A virus cellular receptor 1-like. NCBI's taxonomy places the organism in Eukaryota, Metazoa, Mollusca, Gastropoda, Physidae. The record is from RefSeq and is a predicted model, not a curated record.
AUGACCAUGUAUGGUGAUGAAGUUGGUAACUUUUCGACGACAUGUUCCGGUCAACUUCAAACGUUCUAUUACAUAGAACAAAUAGCUCCAACAUCAACCACAGCUCCUGAAACAUUUUCGACAACUACUCAAACUGCUACUACAUCAGACUUUAUCUACAAAUUGAUUACCGACGAAUCAAAGAUACCCAGUUAUGCAAUGUAUUUACUACCACCAACAAACUCGUCUAAUGUAGAGCAAACCACAGAUACCAGCACAGAUACAACGUCAAGUACUGAAUACACGAAUACCAUAUCAGAUAUUCGUCCAACACUUACUGAUAUAAUGAACACAACUAUGUAUAAUUCUUAUCACGAUACCACAUCUGUUAAUUUAUCAGGCACUUUUACUGACUUCAUGUCAUCAUCAACAGCAUCAACUAUAUUAGAUACUAGUACUGCAUUUGUCAUUGUACCAACAUCUACUAACAUUACCACUUUAGCAUCAUCAACAGCAGUCAUAACUACAACACCUACUGCUUUACAAACUCUAUAUCCCUACACAACUACUUCAGCAACAACAGCGUCUGACUCGAACACCACAUCCACUACGUUUACAACUACACCCACACCUACUACCAGCUUUUCAAUGUAUUUGACCACCACACCUACACCUACCACACUUACCACACCUACAGCUACCACACUUACCACACCUUCACCUACCACACUUACCACACCUUCACCUACCACACUUACCACACCUAUCACACUUACAAUACCUACUACAACUACAACAACAAACACAUCAACCAAACAAAUUACCAUAUAUACCUCUAGUUAUACAACAUCUUCAUCUAUUUUAGCAACCACGAUACUGACCACCAUCACUUUUCAAACAUCAUCAUUAUCAAACUACACAACUACUGCAACUACUACGACUGUUGUAAAUACUGAUCUAAAGCCAACAGAAAGCAACAAAACUACAACAAUAAUCAUCAGUGUAUGUGUUGUUGGUGCUGUGGUCAUUGUUGUAUGUAUUAUUGUUGUCAUUCUUGUCUUGAGAUGUCAAAAGAAAAGACGUGAUCGAUCACAUAUCAAAUCUGUAGUUGUGACGUCAGCAGAUCUUACUGAAAACAAAGUUAUCAAAAACGUUAGUUUUAAUGCACGAUCAUCACAUGGAUUAAAUACGAACCAUGCUGUAGUUACGACUCCUGUUGUCUUAGCGACGGAUGAAAACAGAAGCAUUUCGCAAACAGAACAUCACAUUGGAUUUCUUGAAGAUGGUUAUAUGGCGUUUACAAACGAGAUCGAAAAUGCCAAAACAUCUUCAGAUAACAUUAUAACAAUUGACCAAAAUGAUGGUAAUAUAAUGUCAAGUUAUUAUAUAAACAGCACAGUCAUUAAUCAAAUUCCGCCAAUUAGUAUGGAAUCAAGACAUCUUGACAGCAAUCACUCCUCACGAACCGAAUACGAAAGACUAGGGGAAGAACGACGUGAUUUUCAAAACCCUUACCAAAAGUUACUGCCAGUAGAACAAGAACAACAACUCGUGCUGUCAGAUCAAGAGUUAUCUGGCCAUACCUUCUCUCAACAUGCUAUAGGAGAGACAACUCAAACAAAUGUCAUAGCGACAGGUGCAGAUAACUCAGAAAAUAUACAAGGAAGUAAUGAAGUCGGGGUUACUUCCCUCGCACCACACAUAGCAGAAAGUGGCGCUGACAUUCAAAGAGAUAGCAUGGGCUAUACUCUUCCAUUAAUUACUAAACACCAAUACCUUGUGUAG